GGCCUGGGAGCCCUGCGGGAGCAGAGGAGCCGGGCGUUUUGGGGCCUUCAUCUUCCACGGGCGCUUUGACUACUUCUACCUGGCUGUCUGAGGACAGAGUGAGAAGGAGCCAUGGAUCCUGCAGCACUGGUGGAAGCCAUGGUGGAAGAAGUUGCCUGUCCUAUCUGCAUGACCUUCCUGAGGGAGCCUGUGAGCAUCGACUGUGGCCACAGCUUCUGCCAUGGCUGUCUCUCUGGACUGUGGGAGGUCCCAGGAGAAUCCCAGAACUGGGGUUACACCUGUCCCCUCUGCCGGGCUCCAGUCCAGCCAAGGAACCUGCGACCCAAUUGGCAGCUGGCCAAUGUUGUAGAAAAAGUUCGUCUGCUGGGGCUGCAUCCAGGAAUGGGACUGAAGGGUGAUGUCUGUGAGCUCCAUAAGGAGCAGCUAAAGAUGUUCUGCAAAGAGGAUGGACUGAUCGUUUGUGAGGCCUGCAGCCAGUCUCCUGAGCAUGAGGCCCACAGUGUCGUACCCAUGGAGGAUGUCACCUGGGAAUAUAAGUGGAAACUCCACGAGGCUCUGGAGCAUCUGAGGAAAGAGCAAGAUGAGGCCUGGAAGCUGGAAGUUGGUGAGAGGAAACGAACUGCCACCUGGAAGAUACAGGUGGAAACCCGAAAGCAGAGUAUCAUGUGGGAGUUUGAGAAAUACCGGCGAUUACUAAAAAAAACACAGCCUCCAGGUCGGCGGCUGGAGGUGGAAGCAGCCGCAGCUCUGGCCAGUCUAGAGCAGGAAGAGGCAGAGACUGUGCAAAAACUGGAGCAGAAUCAUAAUGAGCUUGUCCAGCAGAGCCAGGUGCUGUGGAGGAUGAUUGCAGAACUGGAAGAGAGGUCUCAGAGGCCUGUCCGCUGGAUGCUGCAGGGUAUUCAGGAAGUCUUAAACAGGAGCAAGUCUUGGAGUCUGCAGAGGCCAGAACCAGUCUCCCUGGAGCUAAAGACAGAUUGUCGUGUGCUGGGGCUAAGAGAGAUUUUGAAGACAUAUGCAGCUGAUGUGCGCCUGGAUCCAGAUACCGCUUAUUCUCGCCUCAUUGUGUCUGAGGACAGAAAAUGCGUGCACUAUGGAGACACCAAGCAGAAACUGCCUGACAAUCCUGAGAGAUUUUACCGCUACAAUAUCGUCCUGGGAAGCCAGUGCAUCUCCUCAGGCCGGCACUACUGGGAGGUGGAAGUGGGAGACAGGUCGGAAUGGGGCUUGGGAGUGUGUAAGGAAAAUGUAGACCGGAAGGAGGUGGUCUAUUUAUCCCCCCACUAUGGAUUCUGGGUGAUCAGGCUGCGGAAGGGAAAUGAGUACCGAGCAGGCACCGAUGAAUACCCACUCCUGUCCUUGCCUGUCCCUCCCCGCCGGGUGGGGGUCUUCCUGGAUUAUGAGGCCCAUGAUAUCUCUUUCUACAAUGUGACUGACAAUGGCUCCCAUAUUUUCACUUUCCCCCACUAUCCCUUCCCCGGGCGUCUCCUGCCCUACUUUAGUCCUUGCUACAGCAUUGGAGCGAACAACACGGCUCCUCUGGCCAUCUGCUCCCUGGACGGGGAGGACUAAGAGGGCCACCAUCCUAGCCAGAGGCCUUGGAGUGUCACCUGGCCCACACAGGUUUUGGAGGGUCCACCACCAACAAGGAUCCCCUUGAACUAUGCUGAGUCUAAGAUCCAGGGAGCCCUCCACCUGACCCAGUAGUCUGUUGCUACUGGGCCAAGGUCUCUCACUAACCUACUCCUAUGAAAAAGCUGAGGUGCAGUCAAAUGAGCAUGGCACCCCAGUGAGGGAAGCAUAACAGGGCUAAGAGCAAGGAUCUGAGCAGUUGUAAGGUAACCGUGUUGCUGUGAGAGUCAGGACUCUGUCCUUUCUGUAGCUCAUGCUCCUCUUCCCCAGUCCCUGUGGGUGCCAUAGUUAAGUCAGCAAGAAUGAUGAAGUAGAUCCAACCUAGAGGAAACCCUUUGCAUAGGGAUUGCUAAAAAGCCAAAAGAUACUUGUUCAUGUCCAGAGCUGGUUGCUGUGCUGAUACUAGUUGAGGAUGCUUUGCCUGAGGUUUGCUGCUACUGAGCAACCCAUAUUUGACCCCAACUCUCUGACCCCCUAACUAGAGAAGUGCCUUGCAGCAUUGCACAGGCCACCCCAAUAUGCAUAACCCCUCUCUGAGCAUAAGCCGGGAAAGUCACUCUAUCUCAGACCUAAGGAGAUCUGUGUCCUGGUCCUGCCUUUUCUCCCAAGUGUCAGGAUCAGAAAACCUGUGAGCCUUGUUCUUGUGUUCAUUUUAUGGAUGAAAAAAACUGAAGUGGCCUUAAAUGCAGUAAAUUACUUCUCACAAAACGGUUGAAAAAAGAUUAUAAAGCUUAUAAAGUAUUUCCCACAUUCAAAUGAAACAAGAUGGACAGACUUGCUUCUCGGGUCACCUGUCUGCGUAUCAUUCAUUAUAGUUGGGUCUGAAACAUCCCAG
This is a messenger RNA of Lontra canadensis (Northern American river otter), 2464 nucleotides long. It is a transcript of the gene TRIM68, whose product is annotated as tripartite motif containing 68. Gene Ontology annotation, molecular function: zinc ion binding; protein binding. The transcript is spliced from 7 exons. The coding region runs from base 112 to 1569 and encodes 485 amino acids. The record is from RefSeq and is a predicted model, not a curated record. Lineage: Eukaryota; Metazoa; Chordata; Mammalia; Carnivora; Mustelidae.